AUGGACGAGGCUGGUGGUCCCAAAACGAUACAGAUUGAUGCCUCUGCAAUAUUUCGGACUGCGAUCCGCCAUAGGAAACGCUCAAGCACAGAGAAGGAUGCGCUGGAGGCGCUUCAAGUGGAGGCUGGCGAGAACGAGACGGGCUUUAACAUCUACAGAUGGCACGCAAGAUUUGGGGAAGACCCGGUUGUUCUUGCAGCAGUGUUUGCAGGCCAAGAAGCCCGUCGUCGCGGCCAGAUUACUUUGGCCAAGGACGACGGCACUGGUGACGGCAUCGGCCCCAGGCUGGCGCCCACGGCAAUGCACGCAAAGGAAUAA
Gaeumannomyces tritici R3-111a-1 is the source of this 318-nucleotide messenger RNA. RefSeq lists its product as hypothetical. Bases 1 to 318 code for a protein of 105 amino acids. The transcript has 3 exons. NCBI's taxonomy places the organism in Eukaryota, Fungi, Ascomycota, Sordariomycetes, Magnaporthales, Magnaporthaceae. The record is from RefSeq and is a predicted model, not a curated record.